This is a messenger RNA of Eufriesea mexicana, 7086 nucleotides long. RefSeq names its product amyloid beta A4 precursor protein-binding family B member 1-interacting protein. The coding region runs from base 1 to 3489 and encodes 1162 amino acids. Gene Ontology annotation, biological process: signal transduction. NCBI's taxonomy places the organism in Eukaryota, Metazoa, Arthropoda, Insecta, Hymenoptera, Apidae. The record is from RefSeq and is a predicted model, not a curated record. The transcript is spliced from 10 exons.
AUGUUGUGCGGCACGUUCAAGAAGAAGAGGAGGCAUUCUGGGGACGAGUAUCGACUGGUCAGAUCGAACACGAUGCCCAGGAUCCUGUCAAUGAAGGAGGGCAGCCUGGUCACGGUCCGGAGAACAAAGUCCUCGAGGGUGGCGGCUCGAUCCUCGCAUCUCAGGGAUCUUCUGCACAUGGGUCUGGACAAUGUGAGCUCAGCGACCCUCAGGCCUUUCAACUCGGACAUCAACACGCCGAGGAUCGACAGCUAUAGGUUCUCGAUGGCAAAUCUGGAAGAUUCUCAGGAUGUCGAUCUGGAUGCCAUCCUCGGCGAGCUGUGCGCGCUGGAGCGCCGCUGCGAUGGCGACAUCGCCACUACACCUGCGCCCGACUCCCAGAGACCGGGUCGACCUAACAGCACCAGAAUCACAGCUGGCGACAAUACCGAUAUCGGCAAAAACGAAGGAGCUAUGCGCACCGAUAGUCCUGACAAUGACAGCGCGUUCUCGGACACGGUGUCGAUGUUGUCCAGCGAGAGUUCCGCGAGCAGCAGCGGUUCCGGGCACAAACCACCUCAGACCGCCAUGCACACAGGUCCCCAGCAGCAAUCUCACCAACUCAUGGACGCUGCGAGCCGAGUCAAGGCAGAGAAGAUCCGCUUGGCGCUGGAGAAGAUGCGCGAGGCCAGCGUUCAGAAGCUCUUCAUCAAAGCGUUCACCUUGGACGGCAGUGGCAAAAGCUUGCUCGUAGACGAAGGAAUGAACGUGGCACACGUGUGCAGGCUUCUCGCCGACAAGAAUCACGUGCCAAUGGAUCCAAAGUGGACGGUGGUCGAGCAUUUGCCUGAUCUUUUCAUGGAGAGGGUAUACGAAGAUCACGAGUUGCUGGUAGAAAAUCUUUUACUGUGGACCAGAGACUCGAAAAAUAAGCUGCUUUUCGUCGAGAGGCCGGAGAAAACUCAACUGUUUCUCACCCCGGAGAGAUUCCUCUUGGGUCCGUCUGAUAGGAGUAGCAGCGAAUACGACGAUCACUCGCGUAACAUUCUUCUGGAAGAAUUCUUUUCCAGCAGUAACGUUGGCGUGCCGGAGGUCGAAGGACCAUUGUAUCUGAAAUCCGACAGCAAGAAGGGCUGGAAGAGGUACCACUUCAUUCUAAGAGCAUCUGGCCUCUACUACUGGCCGAAGGAAAAAGCACGUACAGCUCGCGACCUGGUUUGCUUGGCCACUUUUGACGUGAACCAAAUCUACUAUGGUAUUGGUUGGAAGAAGAAGUACAAAGCUCCAACGGAUUUCUGUUUUGCCGUGAAACAUCCUAGAUUGCAGCAGCCAAAAUCGACCAAGUACAUUAAAUUCCUCUGCGCGGAGGAUAACGCGUCCUUAGAACGUUGGAUGGUUGGUAUCAGGGUUGCCAAGUAUGGACGACAGCUGAUGGAGAACUACAGGACACUAGUUGAUGAACUAGCUCAGGAGGAUCUCGACAUGCUGGCCCACGCAAGAUCCUGCUCCGUUAGCUCGAUAGCUGUACCAGCUCAGAAUCAAACCCAAUACAAUACGACCAACGAUAACGCUCGUCAGUUCACGGAAAACUCGAGGCAUAGCGCGGAUGUGGCCAAUGUUAGACAGUACGAUGGUCAAAGACAAAGUUACAAUUCCGAGCAACGACAGAGUUACAAUAACGACGGUAGGCUGAGCAGAGCUAGUAGCUCAAGUUCCAGUGGAUGUUUGUCCGAUGGAGCACCGAGUAGUUGCGAGGUAGCCUUCGAGUGCGGUGAGUUUCCAACGGGUACGAUAAAGCGGAAGCCCUCGAUGAAUCCGAAGUUGCCGCUAACAUCGAUCACGAGACAAUUGAAGGAAGUAGGUGAGACAGUCCGCGACGAGCCAGAUUCUUGUCCAAGUCCAACUAGCUCGGGUUCUGGAACGUUGACAAGAAGGCACAGUCGAAGAAGGAGCGGUACUGAUUCCGAUGGAUCUGGAACAUUGAAGAGACACCAUCGUUCUGGCAACGCGACUCCGGUUAGUCCUGUACCGCCUGGCACACCGGUUAGAGAAAGAGCAAGUCCAAUGGGAUACAAUAGAUCAGAGACCCAGGAAUCGAAGACUCCUACUAGUCCAAUACCUUCGUGUAUGAUGGACUCGAUUACUUCAUUGCCACCGCCACCAUCACCAUCAAGAGUCACAGAGGAAACAGAAUCAGAUAACGAACCACUUCCUCCACCCCCGCCAGAGAUGUUCCGAUCAAAUCUUUCUCUGGAUUCUCUGCCACCGCCCCCGGCACCUGGUGAACUGCCAGUAUGCAAUACUCCCGAGCUCACCGGGUCUUCGUUAAGUUUGGCGUCUCUUCCGCCACCUCCAAGUCCUCUAGUUGGUGAAACAGGAACUAUUCGCCGUGCUAGGCCAAAGCAGUCUACGCCUACAAAUUCAGUGACUCCGGAGAGUACGCCAACACAUGCGCCAUCCAGACCAUCUGCUAAUCAGCAGAUGUAUUCGAACCCUAGCAACCCGACGAUGCAGAAUAGCCAGAGCUACAACUCAAAUGCGCAGAACGCUAUUCACGCGAACAAUGCAACUAAUUCGGUGCCCUCUCCGCACAGUUCCUAUCCAGGGUCCAGCGCCAGCACGCCAACGUACGCUCCAAGUUCGCCAAACUUUGCCUCGCCACCGCCAUUUGUUCCUCCCCCAGCUUAUGGGUCGCAGCAGCAACACAGUAACAGUUCCAGCUUGACGAGACAAAACUCAAAGGCGGAAUCGAUGUACGGAAGUCACCAGACGGUUCACCAGCACAAUACCGUUCAGCCAAUCAGGCCAAACCCAAACAUGGACACCGUGCGACGAAGUGCCAUGAAGCAAGGCUCGGGUCACUAUGCGGCUCCACCUUAUCUAGCAGAGCUAAAGGCUGCCUCCAGUCCCCAGCCUCAGCGUAGAGUGACCAUUCAGGAGCCACCGACGUCGCCCAAGUCUAAGACGGGUACUGGCAAGAAGAUCACGUUCAAUCUUCCGCCGCAACAGGAGCCAGGCAGUCCAGCUUUGCCACAGAGAAAGCCGAUGCCACCGAGGAGGUCGGACAGCACGAGGCUCACAUCGCCUAAGAAACUUGCUGCGUCUGAUCAGGCGCCCCCGGGUGAUUUUUUGAAGGAUCUUCAAAGAGUAAUGAGGAAAAAAUGGCAGGUAGCGCAAAAAUGCAAGUUAGAUUCGACCACAACUCCACACGAAGUUCUCGGUUUCCGCGAUCCACCGCCUGCCGUGGCAGAUUACAGAGAAACCAACGUGUCGAAUUGGGUUCAGGAACAUUACGGAGCAGAUAACCUGUACGAGAACGUCUACGCGACCGAUCCACACGCUCCGGUGGAGUACGCAUCCAGUCCAGCUCGGCAAUCCACUGUCAGAUUCGCCGACGAGAAUCGCAGCAUUAACAUCGUGAACGCGAUCGCGAGUAAAAGAAGGCCACCUCCGCCACCGCCGAAAAGGGCAGAGACCACUCAUUUGACCACUACCAGAGCGAUGCACUGACAAUAGCAGAUACUUCAGCCCCACCCCGAAAGGCGAUGGCUUUGCUGUCUGUGCAGCUGGUGGAAAGGCUAAGAGAGGGCGAGAGUAAUUCGCUUUGUUCUCUGUGAUUCGGUCACCGUUUCGAGGUCCUAAUAUCAAGUCUAUACGCUGAUCGUCCUCUGCGUUUAUCGUACACCUCCGUUACAAUACGCGACGAAAAGAAAAGCGGGAAGAUGGCCGAUUAUCCUCGGAGAGAAGCUCGGCUUUGUGUUGUUCGCGUACAUCGCGAAAGUUUUGCAUGGGAUCGGCCUGCCUGGAAAUCCUUGGUAUAUCUGUCCGGAAAUUAAAACAGCCGUUCUGGGAUAAUCGAUGUACAUUUUAGGGUCUCGAGGACGAAUGUCUGAUCGAUAUUGCCAAUCGGAAACUGAUCACGACGAACGAGCGUCGAGUCAGAGGCUCGACCUCGGCCGGUCGAAUAUAUAGGAGAAUUUUUUUUAGCAAACGAGUUUGGUAUACUGCGAUACGGAGCUGCAGGUUAAUUAUCAACGAGUUCGAUGUCAAACAUCAAUCUGAGCGCCGAGUUCUCGACGGCCGAUCAAGUUUAGGGCGUAAGGAAAACAAAUACUGCCGCACAUAUUGAGGAUGUGAUAUAAUAAGUCUUAAGCUGCUACAUUCGUUGUCCCUCUGAGAGCCGAGGCGAUUAAUGAUUCGCGUGCGAUUUCGAUCUCGAGCUCUGUCGAGAGCCGGACGCCACGAGCGCGGUCCUCUCGGUUCGCGGCAAUCGAAUUUAAGGGAAGAAAGGAGAAAAAAAAGAAAAAAAAGAAAUGGAGAAGAACGCACGAGAAUCGCGAUCGCAUUUCUGUGUGCAAGUUAAUAAUCCAGAGUUAACUAGGCUUAGCUAAGUAUCUCUGAUGUCCGCUGACACGCGUUAAGUAAGAUGAAAGGACGGUUGUUUAUUGCGUUAUUCCAAAGGAACAAUUAUAUCGUGACACGAGUAACACGAUAGAGAAACAAGAUGGAAGUUUUGUUACGAAGAGAACUAUACUUCUUGGACACACGGAAUGGAAAACGAGAACAGGAGGAUCUGGAGAGACACCGUUCACAGAACACACAUGAUCACACGUAUUGCGUUUUCUUUUCUUUUCUUUUAAAGCCUCGUACAUAGGUGUGUAUGUAUAUAAAUGAAACACGUAUGAGCGUUUAUAUCAAUAUAUCGACUUUUUGAUGCUGUAUGUUUAGAUGAUAUCGUACGAUAUUGAAAUAUCCUCUGCGACGUGUACACGAUAACGCAUAAUCUACUCGAUAAACCACGAUCGUGAACGUCGCGCGCGACGCUAUUUGCUCUUCGUCGACGAGGCUAUACACACAUCCACGCAUACACGUACAGAUACUCAGAAUUUCUACGACCAACGCGAUCGUUAUGCUAACUCUAACGUUUCAACGCUACAACGCUACAACUUGAGAUCUCGUUCAUGCCAUUUUCAUCUCUUCUUUCCGUUCCCGUUUCGCUGCUUCAAUUCCCGAUUAGAUUAUCCACGAAAUCGAAACGUGACUUGUUCAACGGGUUUAUACUUCAGAGCCGCUGAAUAAUUUCUUCGUCGUCUUCGGAUCGACGAGUGAACAUAAGCAAUCGUGGAGCUUGAAAUUGAUUUGUACCGAGGGCGAACACUCCGUCGAUGUUUUCUUACCGACCGUACACGUUCAUCCAUAUCACAAUAACCGAAGUAAGACGAAGAAUCCAUAUUAUGGUCGAUGCAACGUGAUUUGGUGCACAAUCGACUAGAACAGUUUUUAAUACACAUGUAAAAGCGACUUAUAGAUUCCAUAAUCGGUUUGUACCAAAUCGGAUACUCUUACAUUAUUAAUUACAUACCAACUACAUAGUAUAAUACCGACUUGCGUCAUUCGAACGUUUCCAACACCACAGCUCGGUGCGUUAUUCUCACAAGUCCAUGGCUCAUCUGUGAAACAAUCAUUAGGUCAACUUACUAUCAACUGUCUAUCAACUUCAAGUCAAAUCCUCAGCGAAAGAAGUCGAUCAAGGACUGUCUCAUAGAGCAUCUGUCGACUGUUCUAUUAUCUCAUCAUUCAUCCGUUCCUGUUUCAAUCUUUCUAAUCAAUGAAUCGUCAGGGCAACGUAACAUAUGCUCUACUAUAUCGUUUUAUACAACCAUAUCGAUUAAGAGUAAAAACGAGGAACGGCAUUCUGCCAUUCGUACUCGCGUGAUCGCCGAUGAAACUUUCAGCAACGACUGAAGAGGGUCUCUCAUUGGCCAGCACGAGUCAUCUAUCUUUUUUAUAUCGAACCACCAUCAGGACCGUUGCCAUCGAAUUUCGCCUGUCUUCGCGCGUCAGCGUUUAUCCUUUCUCGAUAUAUCGAUGGGAACACGAUCCUGCGUGCUUGUCGGACUAUUCUGGGUCGCGUUUUGAAAGAGAAGACUAAAUAAAGAAGGGGGAAAUAAAAAUAGAAGAGGAGGAAGAAUGGAAGCGGUGAAGAGGAGUCUCGUCGAGUCGCGCAAGCUUUUUACGACGUUUUGAGGUUAUGUACCGGACGAAGCGACGAAGAUACGAUAUUUUCUACUAGCCGAUUUUGAUAGCAGCUAGAUAUCAAAGGGCGACUUUUCUACGCAUAUCCAGUGCCUCUCCUGGUGAGCUUUUUUUCUAUCUCGAAAUACCGACGCACGAGACUCCCGCGACCAUUCCUCGAAACGGUAUAAUUCAUAAGGGACGCAAGAGAGGGCGUUGACGUCGAUUUAGAAUGGUACUCGUCUGCCGUGCACACGCGGUCCAAUUAAACUGAACCAAUAAUAGUAACGGUAACGAUAUUGAUAACAAUAUUCGUCAUUUUGGGACUAAUCUUAUCGAUCUUAACCGGCAAUAUCGACUGUCGUCUUAUAUGUCUGUCUUUUAAGGGCAGACUCGCGUUUCUGCGACCGAUCGUCCUGGCAGGCUUUUCCGUGUCCAGGACGGUCCGCUUGACCACCAACUAGUACCACGUGGAGUUCCUUCAACGCGGUUGCUCGAGGUUGUAGAGGGGAAGUAUGACUCGGACAAAUUAUAGGUACGACUCGAGGAAAGAAUUUGAACCGAUACACCGGCAGGGAGUGGUUUUAAUUUUAUAACGGGACAUUCGUGAUUCGGAAAGACGAUCGAAAGUUUCAAUAUCACCGAGCAUUGAAAUAAAAUUCCGCCGAGAGAGAGCGCAACGGAGUACUCGAGCCACGACGAAAAAGAAAAAGAACCUACACCGUAAGGAAGCAAUUUUAUCCUUCGAUUCGGAGCUUCUCGAAUCUUCGCGACGUAUUUAAACUCGAGACAAGAAAGAAAAAGGAGAAAAGGAGUUACGGAAUAUCGUUAGAAGUCGCGUUUCAUCGCAAACGAGCAUGCUUUACGACAGUCGAGCCUCGCUUCUCUCGAACAACCCCGCCAAGCCCGCGCCACGUGGUUCCAGUUUCCCGGAACUUUUGUAAAAACGGCCUGUGCGCCGACGCGAAGCGAACCACUCCUUUUUAUACCCGUACAGUUUAAGGAACAUUAAUCGAGCUAAACGACAAGAAGAAGGAGCAUAGAGAAAGAGCGAGAGCUAGGAAAACGGAGAGAGAGAGAGAGAGAGAGAGA